This is a messenger RNA of Aegilops tauschii subsp. strangulata, 1624 nucleotides long. RefSeq lists its product as uncharacterized. NCBI's taxonomy places the organism in Eukaryota, Viridiplantae, Streptophyta, Magnoliopsida, Poales, Poaceae. The record is from RefSeq and is a predicted model, not a curated record. Gene Ontology annotation, cellular component: SNARE complex; endoplasmic reticulum. Gene Ontology annotation, biological process: retrograde vesicle-mediated transport, Golgi to endoplasmic reticulum. Gene Ontology annotation, molecular function: SNAP receptor activity.
AGCCACCGGCGUACCUCGACGGACCACCGCACGCACCCCCCUCCUCUGCUCCGUUCGUGCUCCCUGCGCCGCGCACCCCGCCGCGGCCAGCGCACAGCCAAUCUCCUCCCCUCCCCUCGACGGCUGGCGUACGCUGGGUUGAGUUACAUCUCUCGUCUCCGGCGGUGGAAGCUGCGCGAACCGUACUCGCCUCCCUCUCCGCCCCAGCGCUCGCUCGCACCACGAAACGCACGGACCUGCCUCCGCGUCACUCCGUUCGCCACCCCGGCAGGCAACGCCAGCGGCCAGCGACGACGAAGGACGAAUCCCUAGCGCCCGCUCUCCGUCGCGCCCCCGCCUCCACCUCACUCCGCGCGCCCUGCUGCGUCUGCACCACGCCGUCCGCGACCCUGCGUGCGCCGGUGAGCAGUCCCACCGAGAGGACGAUCUCCGCAAAGGCCCCAAGAUAAUACAGAUGGACGAGGUCACACAAGCCGUUGAAAACCUGAAAAAGGAAUGGAGCCAAGCAGUUGAACAGCUUGAGGUGUGCAUUGCUGCAAUUGAAUCCUGUGGGAAGAUGGGGAAAGGGACAGAAGAAGCAAUGUCUCUUCCUCGGUUGAACGGUUCUGCACAGGAUGCACUGCAAUUGCUCAAUGCACUGCAGUGCAGGCUUGAUCUUCUGGCAGAGCAGCUACCCACUUUUGAAGAAGUUCAGUCUGGACAGGCAACCUUAGGAUCAUGGAAGGAACAGUAUCAGAGGCUGCGUGUGAACCUGAGGAGUGCUAACUUGCAAGCAAAAGCGAACAUUGGAAAAGCUGCUCAAGAAGAGAGGGGGCUUCUUCUGGGAGGUGGAGAAGAGUCCACUGUCCGGAGGCGUAAUCUCCAGACAAAGGCUGGGAUGACAUCUGCUGCAGAAAGUAUUACUGAGAGCCUCCGUAGGUCUCGGCAGUUGAUGGUUCAGGAAGUGGAAAGAAGUGCUAAUACCUUGUCAACUUUUGAUGAAUCGACAAGUGUUCUGCGAAAGGCUGAAGGCGAGUAUCAGGGGCACCGCUCUUUGCUGAUGCGCACCCGUGGUUUGCUCUCCACGAUGCAACGACAAGAUGUUCUCGAUAGGAUCAUCCUGACCAUUGGGUUCCUCGUGUUCUCCUUGGCGGUUCUGUAUGUUGUCUCGAGACGUAUUGGCCUGUUGACACUGCAAAGGAAGCUGGCUGAUGCUAUCAGAUCAGGCUCAGUAUCAGCUGGAGACAUCUUGGCUAAAGUACAGGAGGGACCUGCCCCAACAGAUGCUCCCCCAAUCUAUGAUGAACUGUGAUUUUACUUCCACCCAUCGUUUAUAGACGAGCUUACAUCCAGAAGCAAGCUUACCUUUCAGAGUUCUUAUUUCUUAGUACAUGUUGUCUAAAGUAACGUUUGCCCAAAAAGGCUAUACUGGUGCAUUGACCUGCUGUUAGAGAGUUGAAAUCGGAGUAUGCUUUAUGUUGCUUCCAUCAAGCCUCAAAACUCUGUACAGUUAGAAUGCAUUUUCUCUUCUCACUCUACAUUACCUGGGACAUAUACUACAUUACUCCCUCCGAUCCAUAUUACUUGUCGCUGCUUAUAUUAUGCGAGUAUUAAUAUUAUGGGAAAAGCAAUGUUCGUUCACAUA